GCAGCGGUUGGAGGAUGAAAUCGUACCACCAUCCAUUAGCGAGACGCGGACCAGACGCUCUGGUCUGCACUCCGCAGGCAGGCGACUAGGCAAGCACGCACGGCCUGCCGUCCCCGAGAUGGCGGCGACCCUUCGGCCUCCCCGCUCCAUCUCCGUCUCCGUCCCGUGCGCUGCCCUCGGCGCCUCGCUCCACUCCUCGGUGCCGUUUUCCCGCAAGCCAUCACUCCCCUGCGGCAGAGCAUGCCGCGCCGGCGUCCGGUGCUCCGCCGCGAACAAGCCCUCUCCUCCUCCCCCCACCGCUCCGGACAGCAGCGAGGUAAGCUCCAUAGCGAGGAUACGGAGUGAGGUGCUGUCCCCGUUCCGGUCGGUGCGGAUGUUCUUCUACCUCGCGUUCAUGGCCAGCGGCGCGCUGGGGGGCCUCAUCGCCCUCGCGCAGCUCCUCCCCGCGCUGUCCAACCCCGCGAGGGCCGCCGGCGCGGCCGAGACGCUCAAGGGCCUGGGCAUCGACGCCGCGGCCGUCGCGCUCUUCGCCUUCCUCUACUCGCGCGAGAGCAAGGCCAAGGACGCCCAGGUGGCCAGGCUCGCGCGCGAGGAGCGCCUGUCCAGGCUCAAGCUCCGCGCCGGCGCCGGGGACGGCAGGCCGUUCGCGCUCGGCGAGCUGCGCGGCACCGCGCGGCUCGUCAUCGUGGCGGGGCCCGGGGAGUUCGUCGCCGAGUCGUUCCGCCGGAGCCAGCCGCUCCUGAGGGAGCUCGCGGAGAGGGCCGUGCUGGCGGUGCCCUUCGCCACGGACGGGGACGCGCCCGAGCUCCGGCUCGACGAGGGCGGCGUCGACGACGACGACGACCUUGCCAGGAGGAGCAGGAGGCUCUGGCAGCUCACGCCGGUGUACACCACCGAAUGGGCACAAUGGUUAGACGAUCAGAAGAAGCUGGCCGGCGUGCCACCUGAUUCCCCCGUGUACCUCUCGCUCCGGAUGGACGGGCGCGUCCGCGGCAGCGGCGUGGGCUACCCGCCGUGGCAAGCGUUUGUGGCGCAGCUGCCGCCGGUGAAAGGGAUGUGGUCGGGCCUCCUUGACGGGAUGGACGGCAGGGUGCUCUAGACCAACAUUGCGAGAAGCCACCCGUUUUGCAGUGACAAGUUUAGCUAGAUGUGACCAGUGCUUACAAGGAUUUUUUUUUUUACUUUACUUGUUGUUCAUCAGAGUUGAAACUGAGAACGUAUUAGCAUAGUAGCACACGGGCGUAGAAUCAGUUAAAGACAGACACCGGGUGUGUAACCCAUCAUCUUCCUGCGUAUGUACAUGUAUACUGGGUGUUUAUAAGCGUGUAAUACUUGCGGUAAAUCAGAAUGCGCACACCUAUUUCUUCACUAAUAAUAAACGGAAAAUGUACCUA
Messenger RNA from Panicum virgatum (switchgrass), 1394 nucleotides. Its product is annotated as protein LOW PSII ACCUMULATION 1, chloroplastic-like. The record is from RefSeq and is a predicted model, not a curated record. Bases 119 to 1099 code for a protein of 326 amino acids. NCBI's taxonomy places the organism in Eukaryota, Viridiplantae, Streptophyta, Magnoliopsida, Poales, Poaceae. The transcript has 4 exons.